Molecule: messenger RNA, 4362 nt
Organism: Hippopotamus amphibius kiboko
Lineage: Eukaryota; Metazoa; Chordata; Mammalia; Artiodactyla; Hippopotamidae
Gene: IFT54
Product: TRAF3 interacting protein 1
Exons: 18
Coding region: 105-2282 (725 amino acids)
Biological process (GO): intraciliary transport; regulation of microtubule cytoskeleton organization; cilium assembly
Cellular component (GO): axoneme; centrosome; intraciliary transport particle B
Molecular function (GO): microtubule binding
Source: RefSeq, a predicted model, not a curated record
CCGAGCGGCGCGUCCAGGCCCGAGCGGGCGGCGGCGGCGGGGCCGGCGGCGGCCGGGGAGCGGGGCGUAGGCUCGGCGGCAGGCGGGGCGCGGGCGGCGCCGCCAUGAACGCGGCGGUGGUGAAGCGGACGCAGGAGGCUCUGGGGAAGGUGAUUCGGAGGCCGCCGCUGACGGAGAAGCUGCUGAACAAGCCCCCGUUCCGGUACCUGCACGACAUCAUCACGGAGGUGAUCAGGAUGACUGGUUUCAUGAAGGGCCUCUACACGGACGCCGAGAUGAAGUCCGAUAAUGUUAAGGAUAAAGACGCAAAAAUUAGCUUCCUUCAGAAGGCCAUAGACGUGGUGGUCAUGGUCUCCGGAGAGCCGCUGUUGGCAAAGCCGGCUCGGAUUGUGGCCGGGCACGAGCCCGAAAGGACCAACGAGCUGCUGCAGAGAAUCGGAAAGUGCUGUCUCAACAAGCUCUCCAGCGACGAUGCGGUGAAGAGAGUGUUAGCCAGACAGAAGGUGGAAGCAAAAGGAAGGCCCUCGCUGACGUCGAAACCUCAGGAAUUGGAUGAUAAGAACGCAAGGGAGGAAGAGUCCAGGGUUCAUAAAGAUAAAGAGGAUAAAAGAAACUCUGAGAUAAACGAGAGAAGUACAAGCAGAGAUCGAAAACAGAAAGAGGAAUUAAAGGAAGAAAGCAAACCAAGAGAGAAGGAAAGGGACAAGGAAAAGGCCAAGGAGAACGACCGAGACAGACACCGAGACCCCGAGAGAGACAAGUUCCGCGAAGGGGAGAGAGAGCGGGCCAAGAGCAGGGCCCGGCCCGAGAGAGACAGGGACAGGGACAGGGACAGGGACGCUGAGCGGGAGCGGAAGACUGAGGGCGGAAAGGAGAAGGAGCGGUGGAAAGACCGGGAGAGAGAUCGCGAGCGGGACAAGGGCCGGGAGCGGGAGCGGCGGAGGGUGCGGGAUGGGGAGCACUCCCGGGACCCCGACAGGGAAAAGAGCCACGAGCGUGAGAAGCCAGAGAAGAAGUCAUCAAGCUCAGCAGAGAUGUCUAAAAAGCUGUCAGAUGGAUCUUUUAAAGGCUCCAAAGCUGAAACAGAGACUGAGAUUUCCACUAGAGCAUCCAGGUCAGUGACAACAAAGACGUCAAAACGGCGGUCCAAAAAUUCUGUGGAAGGAAGAAGGGACUCUAGAACCAGUGAAAAUAGUCUCUCCCCUGAAAAAGAACGUAACUCUUCCUACAGUAAAGCUAAGAAGGAACAUACCGUGAAACAGCUCGGAAGAAAGGAGGAUAAUAUUUCAGCUAGAAUUUUAGACCCCAUGGUGUCUGGAUUAAAUAAUGAACUAGAUCAGGAAUCUGCAACUUCAGAAAUAGGAACCAGAGACGCGAAUACUAACUUGGCUGGUGUUUCCGACGAUCCCUCACCCAGCUUGCGGCGAGGCACCGCUGCGCCGGAACCCACAGUGAAGCAGCAAGGUGACUCUCCUAGUGAUGCAGAAGGAGACGUUGGACCUUCUGGCCAGGAGAAGGGUGAGGUGCUGGAGAAUUCCGAGCCGCCGUGCGAGCUCCCAGCCGCUGUCAGGAGAAUACCUCGGCCCGGGAGCGCACGGCCCGCACCUCCCCGGGUCAGGCGGCAGGAGAGCGUGGAGGCGCUGACGCCGGACAGGACAGGAAGUGGCAGGAUGGUGUCGACUGUGAUCGUGGACUCGCAAAGCCCUGGCAGCGAGGACGACGACCCGUUUGUGGUGGGGGCUGCCCCCCAGCUCCCCGAGACGCCCGAGCCGGGGCUGGUACAAGCAGUGGAAUUAGAAGAAGAUGAGAAGCACGGGGGACUUGUCAAAAAAAUUUUGGAGACUAAGAAAGAUUAUGAGAAGUUGCAGCAGUCACCCACACCUGGAGAGAAGGAGACACUGCUGGUCUUUGAGUCGGCGUGGAGGAAGGAGAAGGACAUAGUCUCCAAGGAGAUAGAGAAGCUCCGUGUGUCCAUCCAGACCCUGUGCAGGAGCGCGCUUCCUCUGGGCAAGAUCAUGGACUACAUCCAGGAGGACGUGGAUGCCAUGCAGAACGAGCUGCAGCUGUGGCACCGCGAGAACCGGCAGCACGCCGAGGCCCUGCAGAAGGAGCAGAGCAUCACAGACUGUGCCGUGGAGCCCUUGAAGGCGGAGCUGGCCGAGCUGGACCAGCUGGUGAGAGACCAGCAGGACAAGAUCUGUGCUGUGAAGGCCAAUAUUCUAAAGAAUGAAGAGAAAAUUCAGAAAAUGGUGUACAGUAUCAACUUGAGCUCCAGAAGGUGAAAGCUCAGAGUUUUCAGAGACUAAAGGUCAUCCUCAGUUUGCACGUAGAAAGGAGGCUGGAACAUCGUUACUCCUGAAGUUUCAGUUUGAAGACGCUGAACAGUUUACAAUGUUAUCUCACUAAUUUUCAGAGCUCUACAACCUUAGACAUACUCAGUGUAUGAAAGACCAUGUUUUCCUACCUUCUUCCAGCUAGAAUACUCGCUAGUUAUAAAUAGCUCUUCCAAUCACCUGUGUGAGAAGUUUCUUUGCAAGCCUGUUCUCGCCGUGUCUGGGGUAGGCUCUUCGGUGCUGUGCCAGGUUCUCCUGCAGGUACGUGGUGCCGGCACAGCCCGGGACACGGGAGCUGUGACGUCAGGCUCCGAGUCUAGUGACAGGACUUCCGUGAGUCAGGCACGGAGUGAAGGACGGCUGUACUUUUUGAUAGGAGCUUUGUAAAUACACUGAGGCCUGAAAAUGAAUGAAUUCUAUUUUUAGCUCAUUUCCACUUGAAAAGGGUUAAUUUCACCCAUAUCUUUAUAAGGUACAUGUGAACUUCAGUUUUUAACCUCUUUGUAAUUGCGUAUGCUUUGUGUAACUUCCUUAGUGGUCCCUGUUAUCUUUUGCUUAUAUUUCCAGCCCUUAAAGUUCGUACACUUAAGAAGGAGGUUGAGUGUGGCCUUCGUGGACGUUGUCGGGACACGAGACUGUCGCAGGCUGUAUCCUCACUUUCCCAACAUUUUGCCCCUGGGUUUUCCCCACGUGCACACUCGUGUCACUCGCGGGAGCCCUCGUUCUCGCUAGGAGAGGGGCUUGCUCUCCAAGGCAUGAGCAUCAGGCCUUUUCCUUCACACAGGUGUAAGGACCUGUGCACCAGAGAGACAGGUAGCUUAGGGAAAACUGCAAAAGGAAGACUUAAAAGGAUGCAUAGAUUUGCAAAAUUUUUUAAUGUUAGCAUUUUUUUGGAAAUGUUUUUUAAAGCAAAAGUUUUUUUUUUUUUUUAAAACAUGGUUUAUAUUUAGUUUUCCACUACAUAUAAUAUUGUAAAUACGUACGUCUUAAAUUUGUGUAUAAAGGAUUUCACUGUUUGGAGGCAUACUUACGGGUCUUAAGGUCUGGGUCCUGAUCCUUUUGUUUCUAGACACUGUAUUUAUUAUGUAACCCAAGGAGUGCCAUUUUAAGUGUUAGAAUUGCCUGAGAAAGCUUUUGUUUCUUUAAAAGAUUAGCACAAAUGGCACAGUUAAGCUUUUCUUAGUGUAAUUUCCAAAAUAAAUCUGUUGCAAAGGUAGUUCUAUGAUUUUCUAAGCUAAGUUCAAGGUUAGAUUACCAAGAUCUGCCAUUGUGAAACACUGGUUUUUCCUCCUUUCUGUAGUUUACUGUAACUACAUACAUCCUUGGAGGAGGGGUGUGUGUCAGUUACCCAGUCCUUCCUCUACUCAUGGUCUGCUUUCCGCUGGCUUGAACGACAGCCACCACCCCAAAGGGACCCUGUUUCGCUUCAAGUUAAGGUGUCUGCAUUUUAUGAAUUUGUACAUAAUACUAGAGUUUUUGUGUUGCAAAAUAUUGCAUACAUUAUAUGUGAGUAAAAUUUUGUAUGAAGUAGUCUUUCAAAUUGUAUCAUAAAAUUUAUUUUUCUUUUAUACAUAAAUCAUUAAAAAUAAUCACAUAUUUUUUCUAUCAGCGUUUGGGUCAUGCAGUUCAGUUCAUGCCUGGAAAAAACCAUUUAUGAGCAUUUGGAUUUUUUUCUUUUUUUUCAAAUGUGUGUGGUUUGUUUUCCUUUGAAAUAACUUCAGGGAAAUUUGUAUUUUCACUCAUAUUGUGACACUUCUUUUCUGUAUAAAUUGAAGUCUUAUCAGGCACGUAAGCAUUUAUCAGAAAUUUUAAAAUCAUUCAUGAAGUUUUAGAAAGUCUCUGCAUGUGGUUAGUACUGUGUCUUAUCACAAAUGAAUUAAAUCCUGUUAUUUAUUGUUUUGAUAAAAUACACAAAUGGGAUUAUUAAGUGUUUUCUUCUGCUUUGGCUUAUAAGUUUUCAGGAAGUACUAGAGUCAUACUUCAGAAAUUUUAAGUGAUUCCCUGGCGGUCCAGUGGUUAGGACUCUGCC